UUUAUCUCUGUGCAUGCUUUCUUGUGGUAUAGAUGUUGCUGUAUACACGUGAAAAGGGGCUGUGCUGCGAUUUAAGGUGUAAUCUCGUGCUCUUUGUGUUCGUCUCGUGAGAAGAAGUGUUAGCUGGCUGUCUGAAUGGGAUGUUGCUGACCAUUGCGGCCCGGAAGAACAUUAACGUGAUCUGAACUGAAUUACGAUAAACAGCGUAUUUUAACAAUAUCUGCACACCGCUGAUUUACAUCAAUUAGUUCAUUGUUUGUUAAUUGCACUAGUGCAUUCGCUAUAUCUAUAAACAAAUUAGUCAUUCUCUUUAAUGGCUCAGGUUUAAAAAAAAUAAUAGUUAUGCAUGGUUGUCCUAAAAUAACAGUAAACAGUAUCUUUUAACAAAUGAUUUUGGGGUUAAAUUAACCCUAUUUCAGGCUCUUCUUUUCUUGACUGUCAGUUUAGCUAAAUAGGAAAUCUGUAGCAUGUGAAAAUACAGAGGAUGUGCUUAUCAGCAGUUAGCUAGGAAAGUCCACAGUUUGGUACAACACACAUGGAGCUACCAAUUCAGAGGCGGCCUGGUGUUCUAGGGACUCCAAUCCUGAGGAGAAGGAUGGAUCGUAUGCUACCAUGUACUGAGCGUCGCACAUCCAAAGUGUGGGACCACUACACCCAGCUGAGCAUGUAUCGAGUUGAGUGUAACCACUGCAAGAGGCAGCUGUCUUUUCACAACAGUACCACCUCAAUGAGGGAGCAUUUGGGACGUAAACACAGCAUUCGCGAUGGAGCGGUUCCCCCUCCUAACCCAGCUAACGUCCACAAUCCCGCAGCAUUACAUCAACAAAUGGUUCAGCCUAAUAUACUUAAUAGCAGAUUUGCAACGUCCAAUGCCUCAAUUGAUGUUUCAACAGGUCCAUUUCAGCCCAUUGUGCCUGUUGUUAUCAAAGAGGAGCAUCAUGAGCAACUGUCAGCUGAAGGAGGUGAAAACAAACACUGCUCCACAUAUCCCCCUAGUUCUGCUGGAGGAGGUGGCACUUCAAAUUCUAUCUCAAUCCCUAAUCAAGAAAUGGACACGACAUAUGGCUUUUCUUCAGAAGAUAUCAACAACACGCUCACCAUCAGUGGUGGCAGCAACAACAGUGGCACUAGGGGUUGCAGUGACAAGCGGGCUGGUGUCUUCACAGAUUUGAUCCUGGAGAUGGUGUUUAGAGACCUGCAACCACUAUCGGUGGUUGAAGAGAGAGGGUUCAGACUGUUGCUUAGCUGCCUAGAGCCUAAUUAUCCAGUGCCCUCACCCUCCUUGCUUGGGAGCCUUCUGUGGCAUCGCUAUCACAUUCUUAAACAAUGCCUUCAGCGACAUCUUCAAACUGGCCUUGCUCCUCGCUGUCUGGCUCUCUGCACUGAACACUGGAGAUCUGUGGAAGGCUGUGGAGUUGACGGCAGUGGUCAGUCCUACCUUACUGUCAGCGCACAUUUUGUUGACUCCAACUGGCGCCUGGCUCGCUGUGUUCUGGAGACGCGCCCGAUACCAGAAUACAAAAGAAACAAUGGACUUGCUAAGUUUGCAGACAUCUUAAAAGCAGUUCUUUCUGAGUUCAACCUUCCGGAAAAUUAUGUGUUCUGUGUUAUUUAUGACACUCCCUGGGGUGCUGAGUGCAGGAGGCAGGGCAACUUAACACUCGAUCAAGAAUAUCCACAGGAAUUUCCUGGACCUAGUCAUGCUCCUGUUCUGUCCCUUCCAGAGGGCUGGGAACCAAUUCUUUGUGCAGGGGAGGCUCUUAAACUCUGUGUCCAGGAGGGACUUUAUGUAGAGACUGUCAGACAGGCACUUGCAGAUGCCCGUGGAAUCGUUCUACACUUCCAGCAUGAUGCAAAGGCAGCAGCAGCUCUGAAUCAGAAAGCUGAAGCUGCCAACAAAGGAGCAGCACGCCUGGUCCUGGAUGACCCAAGCCGCUGGGCCACAGCCAUUGACAUGUGCGAGAGUCUCCUAGAGCUUAAGUGGGUGGUCAGCUCAGUGCUGGAAGAGCAAAAAGCGGCACCCAAUUUAGCUGACCAUCAGUGGCGUUUACUACACGAACUGGUACCAGUGCUAAGGACUGUGCGCAUUGCAGCAUCCUUCCUGAGUGAGGACAUCAAUGCUGCCAUUUCUGCCUUGAUGCCAUGUCUCCAGGGUGUGUCCCGACUCCUGGGGCAAAACAUGGCUGAGUGCAGCUGUCCUGUAGUUAGAGGAGUCAUGGAAAGGAUACGUACAGGAAUGGAGAAACGGUGGAGGCUUAGUGACGAGGAAGCUUUGCUUGAAAGUCCUGCUGUCCUGUCAUCAUUCUUGGACCCAAGGUUUAAAGAGAUGCGAUUUCUCAGCCCACAUGCACGCAGCAAGCUGCAUGACAAAGUCAAAGAGCUGUUGUCUGUUCAGGCUUUUAAUGACGAUGGGACGGUGGACCAAGAAAUAGACAGCGGCUUAGAAGUUGGUAGAGGAAAUGAAGCAGAAGGUGGACCUGCAGUAUUGGGAUUAGAUGACCCACUGCCUAUCCCCACAGUAGCAUCCUUGGAUUCACCUGAGUCUUGCCCGUCAGCAGAGGAGGGUGACAGCAUUGAGCUGCAGCAGAAUGAGAACUUUGCAGGUGUCUCAUCUCCAGAACAAGUCAAUGAAAAUGUGCUUGUGGGGUCACCGUCCAAAGUCACCAGUGGCCGUAAAAGAACAGGCAGUGCAGCUGGACUGAGGGGUGACCGUCAGCUCGCUGCUCGAAUGCGAAUGAGUCCUCUUCCGCAAACCAUGUAUGAUAUUCUUUUAGGUGAGGAUCCUACUGAACGGAUGCCUGAGAUCCAUCAACAGCUGGAGAAUUAUAUUGCAGAGCCACUGUGCAAACGCAGCCUGUCACCUCUGCACUGGUGGCGUAACAAGGAGCACCGCUUUCCUGCUGUGGCGAGACUGGCGAGGAAAUAUCUGGCAAUCCCUGCUACUGGCAUCCCUGCUGACCGUGCUUUUGCCCCAAGAGAAUCUGCUAUAGCUCACAGGAGAGCUAUGAUGGGGCCCAAGCACCUUGACCAUGUCUUGUUUCUUCACCAGAACUGUGAUUAUGUUGAGCAGCUUAAAGGAGGUUCUUCUGGCCAUCGAGAAAAUGACCACAAUAGUAAUGUGAGUGGGAACCAAAGUAGAGAAAGCCUUUAUCAGACUUUGGUGUCAUAUGACAAUAAGGUUUGAGUAAGAAGCUCUGAUGAUUAUACAUACUGCUCUCAUGCAUAGAUCUAUAAAUUCGAAUGCAAGGCACGCAUAUUUGAACUGGACAGUUUUUUCGCUCAAAAUAAGCUCUUAAUGGAUUUAUGUAAUAUUUCUGAAAUUUUAAUUCAAACAUUGUGCAGCUAUUCAAGAUUAUAUUUACAGUGACCACAGAAAUGUCAUCACUAGUUUAAAACAUCAAUGACAAUUUCUAUUCCGUAUAAGGAAUAAGGACUACACUACUUUUUUUAGUGUUUGGGCUCUAGGAGUUCUGGAGAAUGGCCUGAUUAUUGUCUUGUGAUUAUAAACCUUUCCUCGUUAUGCUUAAUGUCUCAUUUUACAUGUCCCAUUAGAUGUUGUUAAAGUGAUAUGUGUUGAGUUACAGGGUAAAAUCCUAAAUAUACUGUUACUUAGAAGCUAUCAAUUCUCAUGCAUUGCAUACGUGACGAUUGCAGACAAAGUAUGGCUGUGUUCAUGCAUGCAUUUUAACAGUUAUUGUUUCCUUCAUGUAUGCAGAAAUCAAAAAUGACUUGUUCUGUAACUUGUGACAUCCAGGUAUUGGUUACCUUCCCUCAAUGUGACAGUAGAUUUUAAACUGUAAUCCAUGAACUGCAUGUCAUAUUAAAGUGUUAAAUGACACAGUGGAAAAUGUGUUUUUGUAAAAA
Molecule: messenger RNA, 3864 nt
Organism: Astyanax mexicanus (Mexican tetra)
Lineage: Eukaryota; Metazoa; Chordata; Actinopteri; Characiformes; Acestrorhamphidae
Gene: zbed4l2
Product: E3 SUMO-protein ligase ZBED1
Exons: 2
Coding region: 536-3184 (882 amino acids)
Biological process (GO): regulation of transcription by RNA polymerase II
Cellular component (GO): nucleus
Molecular function (GO): DNA binding; protein dimerization activity
Source: RefSeq, a predicted model, not a curated record